GUGGAUUGACCACUACGCGAGUGUCAUUCGAUCAAUCAAACAAAAGUUCAAAACAUCUGUUGUAUGUUGUUGUGUUUUGUAUUUUUAAUUAUAAUUUAAUUCUUGCUUAGAUAAUUUAAUUUACAAAGCAUUUUAACCAAAUUAAAGCGAGUGUUUGAGUGAGUGCCGUAAUUUUUUUCUUAUUGUUGUGACGUCAUUAUUUUCGACUGCCAGUAAAAACGACGCAAUUACACCAUUUAAUUGAAAUGGAAUUAAAAUGAGCCAUACAUUAAUAAACGAGGCAGUGUUAAGCGAUCAGCAUGUCAGCGGAGUCGCCGCGACACGCGCGCUCGGGCGGGCCGCUCACGGUGCCGUCGCAGCCGCCCAGCGACCGCAGCAUCAUCGACGCGGUGUCCGGCUUCAUCAACGACGUCACGCUCUCCUCUUCCUCCACUGUUGAUCCUAAGGACGUUAUACAGUGGGCGAGGUUCGAAACAGCAGACAUAAACGAACCCACGCCGGAAGGGGACAGCGACAACGACGUGCCCCCGCUGCUGCUGAUCCUGGGCUACGGCGCGGGCGUGCAGGUGUGGCUCAUCCCGCCGGCGGGCGAGGCGCAGGAGGUGCUGUCGUGGCGCCAAGGCACUGUGAGGGUGCUCCGUAUACUGCCCACUCCGCAGCACGGCGACUGCUUUGCAUCGAAGAGGCCCCUCAUCGCCUUGUGCGACUCCGCCAGCCCUGGCCCAGCGUUUUGCUCACUCAGUUUUAUAUCGAUCCGCGGUGGAGAACAGGUGAAAAGCAUCAAAUUCAAGAACCCAAUACUAGAUGUUCUGGCGAACAAGCGCUCCGUAGUGGUAUCGUUCUCGGAGCGCUUCGCUGUCUUCGACGCAGCGACACUGGAAGACAGACUCGCCAUCACCACGUGUUACCCCUGCCCCUGCCCCCUGGGGGGCAACUCCCCCAUCAACCCCCUCACUCUAGGGGACCGUUGGCUUGCGUAUGCCGAUAAGAAGUUGAACCCGUCAAAACGGAGCAGCGGGGGAUGUGAAAGCGAAGGCGUAACCAGCUAUACCGCAACAGUACUUCACGCAGCGAAGUCCCUAAGCAAGGGUUUACGAGGGUUAGGCGAGAGUGUGGCUCACAGCCUCGCGGGCGGACGCAGCACAUCUCAGUCGCCGUCGCCGCCGCAUGCCGACAUACAGCAGCCAGGAGUGGUCACCGUGUUGGACAUCGAGGGCAAUGAGGACGAAGACAGCCAAGACUGCGAGGACCCCUGCGACCCUAUCGUAGCUCACUUCAUAGCGCACUCGGAGGCCAUAAUCGCCCUGAAGUUCGACCCGAGCGGGAUGCUGCUGGUGACGGCAGACCGGCGCGGCCACGACUUCCACGUAUUCCGCAUCAAUCCGCACCCCUGUGGCCCAAGCCUGGCCGCCGUGCAUCACUUGUAUAUCCUGCAUAGAGGCGACACUACGGCUAAAGUGCAGGAUAUAGCAAUAUCUGGCGACUCUCGCUGGGCAGCCAUAUCGACGCUGCGGGGCACAACACACGUGUUCGCAAUCAGCCCGUAUGGCGGCGCGUGCGGGGUGCGCACACACACGCAGCCGCGCGUCGUCAACCGCCUUUCGCGCUUCCACCGCUCAGCCGGCCUGCCCAUACACGGCGCCCCCUGCGCACAUAGCCCUGUGAGUAACUGUACAGUUUGUGAAGGCAUGGGCGCAGGCGCGUGGUUCCCCAACCCUCGUUUGCCGCCCUACCCGCAGCCAAACAGCAGCACCCCGCUCGCACAACUGCGCCCCACGCAUAACCUAGCCACGAACACUAUCACUAGGACCAGCUCGGGUCGGCAGCGUUUGUCUUCUGUAUCGGAAGAGAACGGCUCGGUGCCGCUACUGGCUCGCGUGUGCUUCGGUGUGAGCGGUAUUACAGGCCGAGCGGCGUCAGUACCGCUUUACUUGAUGGCGGCCUCUGGUGCUCUGCUGCACCUGGCGUUGCACCCUCGCCCCGCGCGCAGUGUACCGAAGGAAAAGAUCUGCGAUGAGUCUCCGAUAGAGUUGGAAGUGGAGGCGAUGGCUCAGUGGCCGCUACAGAGACCGCCGGCCGCUGCCGAUCUCUUAGCGCCGCUACCACCUUCCAACCCGCUUCUACAACCGCUUAGCUGCCGGAGAUGUGCAGAUAUGUGUAUGAGCGAGGAAGAGCGCUGGCUGUCUCAAGUGGAAAUAGUGACGCACGCCGGUCCGCAUCGACGACUCUGGAUGGGCCCACAGUUCGUCUUCAAAACUUACAAUAGCACUGGCUCGAACUCGUCGUUGUCUGAAGUGGAAGCCGUAGAGGUGGACACGAGCGCGGCGCGCGGCGCGGCUCGCUCCAACCCCGUCAACAUGCCCGGCGUCAGACCAAUCGUGCCCGUACUCAUCGACUCCGGUUCCGCUAGUUCGCUCGAGCACUCCCCUUCCGACAGUUUCCGGCGCAAGUCCCUGCUGGCCGAGAGCGGGCGCGCGCCCUCCGUCUGCGACGUGCAGCUCAGGGAGGACCUCGCAGAAGCUAUGAAGGAGGACCACGGGCUGCGGGAGGGGCGCUCGGAGCCGCGGGUGGUGUCGAGCGCGGGCGUGGAGCGCGCGGUGGCGCCGCAGGGCACGGUGGUGGCGCCGCUGCGCACGUCGCAGCCGCCGCCGCUCGACCCCGACGCCUACACGCGCUCCAACGACGACGAGGGCGCCUUCCGCCCCGUGGUGCGCGCGCCCGCGCCCCUCGCGCCGCACCUCACCGCGCAACCGCUGCCCCACUCCACGACCAUCCCCGUGCAAAGCGUCUCACCGCGAGAGCUCUCUCCGGAGGAAGAGCCGCUGCCACUCAACACGGAUGUCGUCAUCCCUGCCGAGCUCACCGGCGUCCGCUCCUGGUUACCCGUGGCAGACCGCAUCGACUACGGCACCGAAGUCUUCGAAGAACGAACCGACACUUACGACUUCCAUGACGAGAAGUACAUGCUGAUCCCCGAAAGGGCAUCGCCGCCCGAUGUAGCAAAAUUAGAUAGACCUAAUUUAGAUGUUAAGGAUAUCGUUGUAAAUAAAGAUCUCGAGCGUGAUAGUGUGAAGCGUGAUAGCGUGCGCGAGAGGGUCUCGGUUGCCGAGACGGAGCGAGAGGACGUAUCGAAAUCACUGCCAAAAUUGAAUCGAGCGCCGGAUGAUAUUCAACCGGUGGCUCGACCUAGAGUUAAGAAAUCUCCCACCACCAAGUCAGUUAGUGAUAGAGCUGCUAGUGGCAUUAGUAUUAAGAGUAAAAUAUCUACGGAUGACUGCGAAAUUAACUUAUCCAAAAGAGAAGAGGAAACUCCGAAAGUGAAAACUGUCGCUGAUGUUAAAAAAGAAGUAGUUCAGACGGCUAAAGAUGAAAAGACGCAGUCGCAGAAAACCGUUAAAGAGUCGGAGUCAGUUGAAGUUAAAAAAGAUUUCUCUGUAAUCGAAAAAAAUAGUACUGUUGUUACGGAAGUACCGAAAUGUGCUAAUAAAGUAUCGACAGAAAAGCAACGUGAAAAAGAAAUAAAAACGGAGGAGCAAGCUUGGGAUAUGCUUUUGAAUGAACCCGGAAAUUCUGUGAAAUCAAAUAAAGAGCUAUCAUGUUCACCGAAAGAUACAAAAAUAGAGGAAACAAAAAUUAAAUCUAAAAAGAAUCGAAAGACUAAGAAGUCGGAAGAGCAACAGGCAAAAGAAGAUGAUGACAGUUUUAUUGAAAUACAUGCAAUAGAGGACAAGCAUCAAAUUUUAAGUGGAGAUCUAGUGUCCAUUUCAACUCCAUUUGAAGAAAUGGAUACCGCCUCAUCUUACUUGUCAAAGUCUAAAAAACAACGCUCAUCAAAAAGCAGAACUCCCGAAAGAAAGGACGAGAAUGAAAUAAAAGCCGAUAAUAUCACUGAAAAUCCAAAUGUUACUUGUACUGGCACGACAAAGAAAAUGAACCCCAAUGAGAGCCUUUUCAGUGAAACAAAAUCCUGUGCACAUUCUACUUCUAUAACAAUAGAAACUGUCCACGAUUCUCAAAAUAAGGAACCGCUUUAUUCUGAUACCAUAAACCUUCUCGAUUCUAAACCUGUCACAUCACUUUUUGCUAAAGAAUCUCCAAAAUCUGUUAAAAGUAAAUCGUCGUCUCCGAAACUUGAUGGUCGUAAAACAGGAAAGACUUCUGAAAUUGAGGAAAAGGAGGUUUAUGUUAUUAAUACAACCGAAGAUGAUUUUCCAGAAAUACAGAUAACGCGUGGCAACAAAACACAUAAAAAAUCACCAUUGCUCUCCGAAAAAAAGAAUCACGAAAACGAUAAAGUUGAGAAACCUAUUAAAUCUUGGAGUUCCAUUGCAGCAUCUAAAAACGUUAAAAAGGAUGACGACAUUGAACCUAAUGUUGAAACCAUCAAAAAAGAUGAUACCCAAGAUGCAGCUACGAUUUUAGAGUUCAAUAAAAAGUCAGAAAUAUCUUUGCAAGAAAAACUUAUGGAACUUUGUAAAAGAACCGAUAUUAUGGUGGCCGAGUGUGAUGCCCCUUCCGACCUUAAUUUCGUUGAAGAGCACCAUUCAGUUUUGCCUGAUUUACCGCCAUUAGAACCCCUGGGUUUCGGUUUGGACGACUUCAAACUCGAAGUUAUGAGAGACAGUCUUUUAGAAGAAGAUCAAAAAAUAACUAGCCCCAUCUGCAAAAUUAACAUUGACGAUAUACUUUCAUCAAUUAAAGAUACUACAAAGAAAGCAAUCGAAUCGAGUACUUUCAAUCUGAUCGAUAUAGAAAAAGUGCCAACGCGCAAAGAGAAAGGGUUUAACGUCGUUGAAAGUGACAAAAUUACAUCCCAAGAAGUUAAGUUGGACGAUGAUACAAAAGCCGAAAAGGAUGACUUAGAGAAAUCGUCUGAUGAGGACAUCGCGUCUCCCGCGCUAUCGGCUGAUAGUGAUAAAGACGAUAAGAAAACUUCUGAAGCUGCUAAUGCCAAUUUAACUUCUAAGCAAUCGAAAUCCAAAAAAUCUCGUAGAAAGAAAAAGUAAUAAGAAUCGUUUUCAACGUUUUUGAGCUUGACGAUAUUUUAGGCUAUGCAGUUUACAGUUACUAGUGAAUAUUACAGCUAUUAUUGUUGUAACUUUAGAUAAGCAAAUGAAUUUUGAAGUGGAUAUGCACAGAUAAAAUACAAAAAAAAAAAUCCUUACAAGGUAAAAUUAUAAUUCUUUAUAAUAUACGGUAUACGAUACUGAUAGUUCUUUAACAACAAUGUUAAGAAGAAUUGUCAGUAUAACUGUGUAACAAAUAAAAAUUAUAAACAAAAAAUUUAAAAAAAUGUAGGAAAAACAAUAAAAAAUGUCGUCUAGAUUUCUUGAGCAAAUAUUAUAGGGAAGUAACGUUAAAUUCGGAGCCAGUGUACUUAAGGCGUAACGCGUACUUACGGAGUAUAGUGGAGCUGAGGCACAGCGCCAUUUUUAAUAAACGGCAAAAUCUUAAAUUCAGCUUUAUUGACUUUGUCAUAUAGUUGAAUUGGAAUAGUGUAAACAUGACGUCCGUCUACGCCGCACUCCGCUUUAAGUCGCCGCUGUUACGUCAAAUUGAAUUAUGCUGAGUUUAUGAGGAGUUUCCCUAGCGCGUUCCCCAGCCCUUUUCAUACAAACAUAGUUUGGUUCUCGUUCGAACCAAUGGAACUCAAUAAAAUUUCGUAGGCACGUUGUAAAUACAAUUAUCUGUGUCUGUGGUUUGUUAGAUUUACGUAAAAAUAUUUAGUUUUAAAAUUAUAAAGGUUCAAAGAUUGUAUGUAAAUCCUUGAGUCUGUAACUUCGAUACAGAUAUUAGUCCCAAAAUGUGUCUUCAAUAUUUCAUUGAGUUUGAUUGGUUAGUGUUCAAAUAAGAGCCAAAUUACAUUUGUAUGGAGUGAUGGAGAAGUUAAAAAUAAACUCCUCAGUUGUUAAAGAGAGACGAUUUGUAUUGCCCCUCAGCUCUAAUUCACUCUGCAGGUGUGCAUUGCGCUUUAGAUCAGUAAAAUGCUAUUGGUUCCAAAAACAAAUCAUUGAACGAAUUUAUUCUCACAAAAUAAGUUGUAGUUGAAUUCAAAGUUAACUGGUACCAUAUUAGCCCCAUGUGUAUAAUUAAAACUCUAUCUUACUAGUAAUCUUUAUAAUGGCCUGCGCAAACGAUGGACUUGUCAGCGGAGGACAAAAACCCCGUAGCGUACAUAAAAUGUCCGCUUUUGAGAACUUGCUACGGACUCGACGCACAGGGUGUGUGAUCAUUUGUUCGCCCGGCCGUAGAAACUCUCGACCGCUCGAUGUAGAUUAAAAUCUGUUUUGUGCGUUGACGCGUCUAGAAACGUAAGUUCUAUUCUUUUUGAGAACUCCCCCGUACUUCUGUGCAGUCCGGUUUGUCGAGGUCUCGGCUAUUUGGGCGACUUUGUACGGGGACUUGUAGUCCCUCGUUUGCGUUAUUCGAUGCAGUAAGCGAUCUAUUUCAACGGACAAAAAGUGCCCCAGGACUGUCCCUCGUUUGUGCAGACCUUAAUAUAAAUAAAUACAUUUAAAGGUGCUAAAAAAAAAAUAUUAAUUGACGUCUAUAUACUACACACCAGAUGCUCAUUCCCUUCAUCCCAAUAGAAAUUUUUUGCGGGCUGCAAUAACUCGCUUUGGCUUAUAACUUCAUGCAGUGUCAUAUUUAUUUUGCCAGCUUCAUAUAACAAGAUUUUUGUUUGAAAUGACUAUCUAGUGCGUAGUACAUACCAGAUGUUGUUGAUCCAAACCCACAGAAGCUCAAGAAAUCUGGCACAACCUUUUUCAGUGCUCUAAGUAGGUACUUAUUUUGCUUAAUUUAUUUAGAUUAAUGCCAUUUUAGUUUUAUACAAAACUAACUGAAGCAGAACUAAGUACUCAAUUUACAUGAUCUUGUUCAUCUUUUAUGCCAUUGAAUUUUAAUGCGUUUAGUUCAAGUUUUGUGUAAAAUAUCAUUGGUAGAACGUAGUUUUAGUUAUAAAGUUUAUUUUCUACGCGCAGUGCACUACAUCUCAGUAAAACUACACGAGGCCAGUACAGAAAAAAAAAUGCGUUAGGAAGUUCGCGAUGUGGUUUAGUUAGACAAUCAAAUGGUGCACGUUUCUACACGAAACUAAAAUUCAAACUAAAUUGAAAAGGCUAAAAAUGAUGCAGUUCUUUUCCUUACACUCUUUAUGGAAAAGGGUAACACAAUUUUUAGUCCUGUUUAGUUUAGUUUAUAAUAUGCACGACCGAAUUAGCACCAAUUUUGUCUGUAAUAAGUAGAAUCUCGCUAUUCUUAGAAAGAAUAUCCACUAAUGAUAAUGGAUUUUUGAGAAAAAAUAAUUUUAUCUUUACGUAUAGUUCUUUAUUUUUAUUUUUAGUCAUAAUAUUUAUAUUUGAUAAAAUUCAUUUAUUUCAAGUGCAAGUGUUAAAAGUGCAUAUAAUGAAAUUAUUUUAAAUUUUUAUUUAUUCUAUACAAAAUACUAGCUUAUGCCCGCGACUUAGUCUGCGUGGACUAUCAAUCAGUCAGUCAGUCAGCCAGCUUUUCCUUUUUUAUAUAUAUAGAUAAUCUAAGUAACAAUUUAUUAUGUUAUAAUAUGGAAUAUACAUGAACACUAUCUGAUUUAAGUAUUUAUCAUUGUUACCCUGUGUUUAUUUGAUUAUAUUAUGGAACUAUCGAACAUUUUGAAAGUCAAAAAAAUGUAUAAAAUACCAUUUAUGGUCAAUAUCAAUAUAGUUAACAUAACGAAAACCAUGUAUAAAUUGUACAUUUUUGGAACAUACUCACUUAUAAAUCUAGUCUCGUCUUACAUUAUACCUCACAUGAUAUUCUUAGUAUUUCUCACCAUCCUCCAUACUGAAAUUAGCAUAAAGGAUAAAAAAGCUUAAAACUGUAAUUUUAAAAUCAAACAAACUGGUAUAUCAGAUAAAUUAGUACCUAAAUUGGGUUUUCUAUCCACAUCGGCUAAUUUCUUAUUUUCUAAUAAGGAAUCAUAAUAUUUUUUUUCGUGAUCCUUAAGAAAAAAAUUCUAAAAUGAAAUUACUUCUCAAAAAGAGAUUUAUACUAUAAAAUCACCGAUAUAACAAUCGAAGUUUUUAGGUACUAUUAUUUGCCAAUUAUUUUGAAAAUAAUAAAAAAGUAAAACUGUUUUUAUUGAUACUUACUACAUAAUAUUAUAAUAUAAUAUUUAUUAAAAAUGGAAUAUAACUGUAGUUAACAUUAAAUGUAAUCUCUGUGUACUAAACAUGCUGUUAUAUAAUAAUAUAUAUUACGUAAAAUAUUGUAUAGAAUACCUCAGUAUUAUUUGCUAUGUUUUUUAAAAGUUCCAUAAUUAUUGUGACCAAGUCAUUUCAUUUUUGGUAUAUAAUACCGUGACCUACUGCUGUCUAUAUGUACAAAUUCUGUGUAAAAUCGUUUGCAACGAGUAUUAUUUAUUAUGUUUUGUUCAUGUAGUCUUAAUAUUAUGUUAAAUCAUGACAAAUAUUUAUUUUUUAUGUUUGUCAAGACACAUGGGUAACCUGCGUUUAGGCAAUUUUUAUUAUUUUUUUGUUAUUGUGAAUGCACUGGUGCAUUGUAUAUAGGUACAUUUUAUAUUUUAAAUAACAUCGUUAUUAUAAGUUUUAUUUACCAUUUAUUUAAAAUAAUCAAUUUUGUUAAAGUGUAUAUGUUUUUGUGGUACUUAUGGGUGCAUAUUAUAUACAUUAUUCAAAACAUAUCAUCGGCAACAAAUUAUAUUAAAUAAAUAUCAGAUAAUCAGAAUUGAUGUCAACCGUGUUUCAACAAAACUAGUAGGUGUUUUUAAUCGAUUCAAAUGAAUCAAUGAUUUAGGAAAUAAACUACUUACAUACUUAUAUAUUGUUUUAAGAGCAACGAAAAAUGGGAAAUGAAUAUGCUCUUUAGAUAUCGAAAAUCUUUAUCACUUCUCUCCAAAAACGGGGUAUUGAAUUUAAUUGAUAUACCUAUUACGUAAAACUUAACUACCUAAAAAAAUACCCUGUUUUACCAAAGGAUUCUCAUUAGAAUAUUAGGAUUUAUAAAAACGAAGAGCUAUGAUUUAAGUAUUUAGAUACCUUUCUGUGUGCAUUUGAGGUUUCAUCUAAAAACAUUACACUUAAAUAAAAGACCUACAUAAUUAUAAAUUACAAUACAAUAUUAUGAAAUAAAUUGAACAGUCCAAUUUGUCAGUAACAUAUACUUAUGUAUUAUUAUUAAUUGCUGCUUAAGAUUGUAUUAAAAAAUUAGUCUUUUUGAUGAAUAAUAUUCCAAAAAAAUUGAAAUUUAUUUUUGAAACUUUACAAUUAUUAUUAUCAUCUAAGCUAAAUUAUUGUACACCGUUUUAACUCCAUGAUAUUAUUUUUCUUUAUUGUAAUCGAAAUAUUCUAAAUAUAAUAAUAUUAUUACGUAGACAAAUUUAUUACUUACUGUAAAUUUUAGAUUUGGCACCACUGUAAGAGUACAUGUGUUAAUAAUGUUAUGGAGUGUUUAAAAUCUUUAGGAAAAUUAAAAAAUGACAUUUCAACAACCAA
Molecule: messenger RNA, 9491 nt
Organism: Maniola jurtina (meadow brown)
Lineage: Eukaryota; Metazoa; Arthropoda; Insecta; Lepidoptera; Nymphalidae
Exons: 14
Coding region: 300-5006 (1568 amino acids)
Biological process (GO): response to starvation; autophagy
Cellular component (GO): cytoplasm
Molecular function (GO): protein binding
Source: RefSeq, a predicted model, not a curated record